AUGUCCAAACGAACUGCUUCGUCAUUGACGAGUACUCUCACCACAUCCCCACCGAAGCGCGCCAAAGCAGGUUCUUCCAAGAACAAAGUUGAUACUCCAUCACCUCCGCCGACAGCGGCCAGUAUUGAAGUGGCCCGUCUGUCUUCAGAUCAUCCGGAAUGGCCAGCACCUCCCUCGAAGCUGCACGAGGCAACCGACUUCCUUCGAGCGCUCGCAGCCUCUCCAGCGUCCGAGCGUGUCCUCCUUGUCCCGGACAAAGAUGCAGACGGUCUCUGCUCCGGCGUCAUCAUGUGCCGCACGCUGGUCCAAGCUCUCCGCAUCGACCCAUCUCGCAUCGACGUCCAUCUCAUGACCAAAGGCAGCAAUCCUGCCGCCGAGGGACAGCGCGACUCGAUGUCAGAGUACGGUGCUAAAUGGAUCGUCGUUCUCGACCAGGGCUCCAGGAAUGGCCCACCCAUCGUACCGGGUGCUGAGCAUGGCUGGGAGUCGGGCCAUCCAGAAGCCGUUCGCACCAUGGUCGUGGAUCACCAUUGGCUAGCGGAAGGAUCACCGGGGCCGCAAGGAUGUCUCAUGCUCAAUGCGUGUCAUCACAAGCCUGUAGCCACCGCCUCUCUAUUGACAUGGGUGCUCUGCCGUCCGUUAUGGUCCGGGGCCCAGCAGCAGCUCGCACAAGAUCAAAUCGACUACGUCGCAGUACUCGGCACAAUGGGCGACCUGAGCGUCAAUGUCGAGUGGGAUCCACCAUUCCCAGAUCUCGUACCAGAAGUGAAAAAGUGGACAAAGAAGCGACUCGGCUCUGCCAUUGCUCUGCUCAACGCGCCUCGUCGAACACCCGACUUCGACGUCAUCACCGCCUGGUCUGCGCUACUCGCCUCGACCUCUCCGCUCACCAUCCUCGAUCCCGCCACCAACAAGCACGCUUUACGGCUGUACGAGGCCCGCGAUGCCGUGGGGCUCGAGACCGAGCGCUGCACACACACCCCGCCCAAAUUUUCCAAAGACGGCCGCGUAGCGCUCCUCCGCAUCACCUCGGCAUACCAGGUCCAUCCGUCCAUCGCAACUCGCUGGACCGGCGCGCUGAAGAGCAAGAACCUCCAAGUGGUCAUGUGCGCCAACGACGGCUACAACCCCGGCCUCGUCAAUUUCAGCUGCCGCAUCGCCCAGGUGGCCAAAAAGCGCGGCGAGGAGGUCAACAUCAUCGAGGUGCUCAAUAGCUACGCCGACACGGACCCGGAGUGGAAGAAGGAGGUGAUGCAGGCCGUCGGAGGCAAUGCGUUCAAUGGGCAUCCCCAGGCAAGCGGCGGCAUCUUUCCUAACGAGCAUUGGGACAAGUUUUAUGAUCUGAUGCAGAUCGGCGUCCCGCCGGAUGGCUCGAUCAAGGAAAGCGUUUCAAAAGGCAAGAAGCUGCCAACGCAGAAGAACAACUUGUUGGCAAUGGGCUUUUCAACAAGUCCAAAGAAGAAACGGGAGACCACAACGUCAUGA
Molecule: messenger RNA, 1485 nt
Organism: Kalmanozyma brasiliensis GHG001
Lineage: Eukaryota; Fungi; Basidiomycota; Ustilaginomycetes; Ustilaginales
Exons: 1
Coding region: 1-1485 (494 amino acids)
Source: RefSeq, a predicted model, not a curated record